UUCCAACGGCUACACCAUUAACUUUGAAUCAAGGAGGCAAAAGAUACAGAUUCAUUUUUCGUUCAAAACCUAGCAACAACAUCGCUUCCAAUAUCUUCAUAAUUUUCAACUAACUGAAGUGAUCCCAACCAAAAACCCUAAUUCGAACCCUUUUAGUUUCACCCAAUUCAACUAAUUCUUUUGAACCUUUGUUUUUUUCUUUCUCACCCAAAUCGAAGUUCCGAAUUUGAAAUUCAUCAUCCCCAAAAAAUGGGAAAUCCUCCUCGUGAAAUCGACGAUUACAUCUUCAAACAACGCAAGCUUCAUGAAUCCCAAGAAUCACAAAAAUACCUUCGUGAACAAAACCUUUCUCUUCUCCUCCAAUUGAACCAGAAAGACCAACUCCUUCAACUCCACAAGUCUGAAGCGGAUAUGAAUGCACGAGCAUUGAAGAAGUUUGAUUUGGAGAAUCAGAGACUUGCGUCGGCGUGUCAGAAAUUGUUGGAUGAAGGGCAGAAUUUGGAAAAGGAAAUUGCGUUGUAUGAACAUGAUAGGGAAGCGUUGAUGGAAUUUGGGAACGAAGCUGAUGAACGAGAACGACAAGCUCAGUCACGUGUUUUGGAAUUGGAAAGGAAUUUGCUCUUGUUGAUGGGUCAAUUGAAGAAAUACAAGCAUCAAAACAAUUCAAUGGUUGGUUCUUCUACAUGCACAGUUGGGGAAAAGAAUUUACUUGACUCUCUUUUGGCAACACUUACUAACAAAGAUGAUGAUUCUACAUAUGCAUUUCUGGAAUCAAAUAUUGAAAAUGAGUCAUGUAAAAGGUUGCUGAGUAUGUGGAACUGCUUAGAGCCAUCGGUUCAUAGAGUUUUGUCUCUAGUUGCCAAAAUCAAGUCGCUUGAGAAAGAUAAGGAGCAUCUAAGAAUUAACCUUCACAAAGCUGAGGAGGAGGUCAAAUUACUGUUUGAUGAAAACAGUAUAGUGGACAAGGCGAACAAAAGGAUAUCGAAGAAAUGCAAGGAAAGGAAUGACCCCAGUUCAGGCGAGAAACAUACCAGCAGCCCGUCUUCCAAGUCAAACAAGAGAAAGUCUAGUCCCAAAACAAGUAGCCCAGUGGAGCAGAAGGAAAGGAACCACCCCAACUCCAGCGAGAAACAUACCAGCAGCCGAUCUGCCAAGUCAAACAAGAGAACGUCUAGUCCAAGAACAAGUAGCUCAGUGGAGAGGAAGAUUGAUUUUGACGAUCAAGAUUCAGAAAGACAACCAUUAUCACCCUUACGAUAUAACUCCACAGACUGUAGAAUACGCAAGCAAUAAUUUGAGGCUAAUGUACAAUAUAAUAUGAGUUAGAUCUGUUCUUCAGUACAGUGUUUCCAAUUAACACAUGUGUUGAUUAAUCAUAGGUUAACAUGUCUGUUGCUCCAAAGAACUUAUAUUGAUAGUGCUUUUAUGGAAUAGAAGCUGUCCUACAAAUAACAUGUCUAUGUUAUUGCAGAAA
This is a messenger RNA of Medicago truncatula (barrel medic), 1474 nucleotides long. RefSeq lists its product as uncharacterized. Lineage: Eukaryota; Viridiplantae; Streptophyta; Magnoliopsida; Fabales; Fabaceae. The coding region runs from base 250 to 1293 and encodes 347 amino acids. The record is from RefSeq and is a predicted model, not a curated record. The transcript has 7 exons.